GAUUCCUGUAGUCCUGCAAUCUUAGUGUACCGCAACAAUGUCUGUAGCCGGGCUUAAAAAGCAGUUUUAUAAAGCAAGUCAGCUUGUGAGUGAAAAAGUUGGAGGAGCUGAAGGGACCAAAUUGGAUGACGAGUUUAAAGAAAUGGAAAAGAAAGUUGAUGUGACCACUAAAGCUGUUACUGAUGUUCUUGCAAAGACUAUUGAGUAUCUGCAGCCAAAUCCUGCUUCAAGGGCUAAGCUGUCAAUGCUGAAUACUAUGUCUAAGAUACGUGGGCAGGUGAAGAAUCCAGGAUAUCCGCAGCCAGAAGGUGUUUUAGGAGAGACUAUGAUCAAAUUUGGCAAAGAUCUUGGGGAUGAAUCAAAUUUUGGUGAUGCUUUGCUGGAUGCUGGGGAGUCAAUGAAAAGGUUGGCAGAAGUAAAGGAUUCUCUGGAUAUUGAAGUGAAACAAAACUUUUUGGAUCCGCUACAGAAUCUUUGUGACAAAGAUUUGAAGGAGAUACAGCAUCAUCUAAAAAAACUGGAAGGCCGGAGGUUAGAUUAUGACUACAAGAAGAAGCGACAAGGAAAGAUACCAGAUGAAGAGCUGAGACAGGCCAUGGAAAAGUUCAUUGAAUCAAAAGAAGUGGCUGAGACGAGCAUGAUUAAUUUGCUUGAUACAGAUGUUGAACAAGUUAGCCAACUGACAGCCUUGGUGGAAGCACAGCUAGACUAUCACAGGCAAGCUGUGCAAAUACUGGAUGAACUUUCAGAAAAGCUGAAGGAUCGUGUUAGAGAGUCUUCUUCAAGAACAAAACGAGAGUUCAAGCCUAAGCCACGAGAAAGCUAUGAAUAUGCUGAAAGUGAACAGUCCAAUGGUGGCUUUAGCAACCCCUCCAGCAAAGCACCAGCUUCAUCAUCUUUCCGCAGUGAAAAGCCUGCAAGGACUAAUAACCGCAGUUCAGCUCCCUUGGACCAGCCAUGUUGUAAAGCUCUUUAUGACUUUGACCCUGAAAAUGAUGGAGAACUAGGUUUCCGUGAGAGUGAUAUUAUUACACUUACCAAUCAGAUUGAUGAGAACUGGUAUGAAGGAAUGAUAAAUGGCCAGUCUGGUUUUUUUCCUGUCAACUACGUUGAGAUUCUGGUUCCAUUGCCUCAAUGAGUUUCACUUGGAUUUGCUUAAUAAACUACAUUAACACUAAGGACCAAAAUUAUGAGGAACUAUAAGCACCUGGCUUCCUGUUUUUGACGAUCUCUCUGGAAGAGCAAGUCUUUUUAAUCAGUUUUAUAAGUCAGAGGCCUGUUACUUCUGGACGCCGGCCAUAGAAUACAUUUUGUCCGUCCAUCCAUUGCCCCAUUUGAUGCUUAAGAUCUUGCAUAAAGGCUAUUCUAGUAAUUCACUACGUCAGUUACUAUAGUGAACACUAAGUGCCCCCCACAUACAGUUUACAAUAUAUUUUAGUCUAACCAGAAUGUGAUUUUCUUUAAACCUUUUGUGGUUUGGAUAAAUUCUAAAAUACUUAUGUAUGACUUCUGAAAAGAACCCAAACCAUAAUGCACAACUGCUAAUGGAUUGCAUUCUGUUGAAUGGGUUAGGCCUUUUUCAUUGUCUUUUUACAAAAUACUUUUUUUCUUGAAUACUUUGGCUGCAAGAUUGUGGUAGCAACUAAGGUGUUAACCUUUUGCUCCUGCUUAUUAUCUAUGUGUAUCUAUGUGUAUGUAUAUGUAUAUUAUAUAUAAUCUUUAUAUUCUAUGUGACAUCAUGUAUCUUGGUACAGUUAUCUAUUUUAGCCUAGGGAUUAACAUUGUGAAUAUACAGAGACCAUUGGAUCUGCUAGGUUUACUUCUGUAUCUCUUUAAUGGACCAAUAAUACCAAACAAAAUGAAAAUUAAUCAUUUAAAUAUACAUACCAUUUUCUUUACUGAACAUGUAACAGUAUUUCUCCUUAAGUGAAAGUCAUGGCUGUAGGUAUUUUUACAUACUGCGUAAAUCCGUUCAGCAUAUUGUAUUCAGUGGAAUGAUUAAUGCAUAACAAUCAGCAAAAGUACACACACACACACAAACUACUGAUCAGUAACAGCAUGUGAUAGAUGUCUAGUUAUUAAAAAUUGUUGUAUUAUUAUA
Xenopus tropicalis (tropical clawed frog) is the source of this 2101-nucleotide messenger RNA. RefSeq names its product SH3-domain GRB2-like 1 (gene sh3gl1). The record is from RefSeq and is marked provisional. Bases 38 to 1138 code for a protein of 366 amino acids. The transcript has 9 exons. Lineage: Eukaryota; Metazoa; Chordata; Amphibia; Anura; Pipidae. Gene Ontology annotation, cellular component: cytoplasm; podosome; early endosome membrane.